Molecule: messenger RNA, 1296 nt
Organism: Nasonia vitripennis (jewel wasp)
Lineage: Eukaryota; Metazoa; Arthropoda; Insecta; Hymenoptera; Pteromalidae
Gene: Taf12
Product: transcription initiation factor TFIID subunit 12
Exons: 4
Coding region: 137-712 (191 amino acids)
Biological process (GO): RNA polymerase II preinitiation complex assembly; DNA-templated transcription initiation
Cellular component (GO): SAGA complex; transcription factor TFIID complex; SLIK (SAGA-like) complex
Molecular function (GO): TBP-class protein binding; protein heterodimerization activity; DNA binding
Source: RefSeq, a predicted model, not a curated record
AGGGGGGUCAGUGCUUACAACUUAGCGAAGCUUCGCAGGAAAUUAGCGUCAUGUCUGUUAGUUUGUUAUGAAAAAAAGUCAUUGGCAUGAUGUUGUGCUGCUGUGUUUGGCUUGGAUUUAAAGCUUGAUUUGAGUAAUGUCACAAGAAAUGUCUGGUGUUCCGAACAGUGGAAUAAGUUCAGAUAUGAAUUCUACAUUGGGAAAUCUGCCGUCAGUAGGUCCUGCAAAUCAAAACUCUGUAAAUAGUACUCCACAAACCAGUGCAACAACAAUGCAAACUCAAUCACAACCACAGACACAGCAGUCGCAAUUUACAUCUCAGACUCCAAAGGCACAGUCUCAACCUUCAUCUCAAUCUAGUGUUCAAAAUUCCACAUUGGAUUACCCUCAGUUUCUAACGAAAACAAGGCUGCAAGAUCUAGUCAAAGAAGUAGAUCCAACAGAACAGCUUGAUGAAGAGGUGGAAGAAAUGCUACUGCAGCUAGCAGAUGAUUUUGUAGAGACAACGAUCAAUGCUGCAUGCCUGUUGGCUAAACAUCGUCAUGCAAACACAGUUGAAGUAAAAGAUGUUCAACUACAUUUAGAGAAAAAUUGGAAUAUGUGGAUACCUGGCUUUGGUACAGAUGAAAUUCGUCCAUACAAGCGAGCUACUGUGACAGAAGCUCACAAGCAGAGAUUAGCUUUGAUUCGCAAGUCUAUUAAGAAAUAUUAAUGUUUAACUCUCCUGUAUAUAAUAUAGAAAUAAUUCGUUUCUCAUUAAUUUUGAGUCAUCUUGUAUCCAUUUUGAUCAUAAAAGAAGACUGCAUCAUAUUAAAGAGGUACGAAAUUUCAUUUUUAAUAUGGAUAGAACGUUAAAUUUAUGAAAAGUCAUUUUUAAAUGAGAAAAACACUUUUGUAUAAAUAUAAACAAAAAUAAGGCAUGUUUGUAAUUGAAAUUCUCUUGGUCAAAUCGAUAUUAGAUACCGGUAUCUUUAUUAAAGAGAUAAUUCUAGAUGAAUUAAUUUAUUUUAUGUAUGAGACAACUCGUUUGAUGGAUACAAAAUAAUUACAAUUUAUUGUAUUAUAUAAAAUAGAUAUUAUUUGUGUGAGAAUGGUUGGUUCUUAGAAACAAGUGACCAACAGCAUUGAAUAAUUAGAUUUUUCAUAGUCUUUGACAUUAAACAUAAAUAUAUUUUUACAUUAUAUUGAACGAAUUCAAAACGCUGUACAAUCAAUCAUUAUAUUAAAAUGCAAAGUUUGUUGUCAUCCUGCAGGGUGUGUAAUAAAGAAUUUUCUGUCGAAAUUCACGAACAGUAA